This is a messenger RNA of Malus domestica (apple), 1628 nucleotides long. Its product is annotated as diacylglycerol O-acyltransferase 2D. Gene Ontology annotation, biological process: triglyceride biosynthetic process. The record is from RefSeq and is a predicted model, not a curated record. Lineage: Eukaryota; Viridiplantae; Streptophyta; Magnoliopsida; Rosales; Rosaceae. Gene Ontology annotation, molecular function: diacylglycerol O-acyltransferase activity. Gene Ontology annotation, cellular component: endoplasmic reticulum membrane.
AAAUUUGUUAAAUAAAUAAUUGGUGGACGAAUCUGUUUUGCUCACUUUCUUGGUCUUUUAUAUGCCUCACCGAUAGAAAGUGAAGCAAUGAUGCGCUUAACAGAGAAAGACCCAGAAACAUUGAGAGAAGGGAGCUGGGACGGUGACAGCUGACACCGAUGCUACUCAACCGUGACCACAUCUUCUCGAAACCACCUAAGUUUCCAUCUUUAUUAGCAAUUUAAUUUGUUGGGUCGGAUUAAAUUGCUCCCAAGGACAAGAAGAAGAAGUUGCAGAAGCAGAAAUGAUGGAGAUGAAGGAGGAAGAAUCUCAGAAAAUGGCGGUUUUCAAAGGCAGAGAAAUAUUCGGGUCAAAUUUUUUGCACAUGGUUCUGGCUCUGGGUAUUUGGCUGGGUACAAUCCAUUUCAACGCGGCUCUGGUUCUCUUCACAAUCUUCUUCCUUCCAUUUUCCAAGGCCCUUCUUGUACUUGGGUUGCUUGUAUUGUUUAUGAUCAUCCCAGUUGAUGAUAAGAGCAAACUAGGAAGAUCACUUUCCAGGUACAUAUGUAAGCAUGCCUGUGCUUAUUUUCCCGUGACUCUGUACGCAGAGGACAUCAAUGCCUUUGAUCCUAAUCGCUCUUAUGUCUUUGGUUAUGAACCACAUUCGGUUUUGCCAAUUGGUGUUGUUGCACUUGCUGACCUUACUGGGUUCUUGCCUCUCCCCAAAAUUAAGGUCCUUGCGAGUAGCGCGGUGUUCUACACACCAUUCCUGAGACAUAUAUGGACAUGGCUGGGUCUUACACCGGCCACAAGGAGUAAUUUUAUCUCCCACUUAUCUGCUGGUUAUAGUUGUAUCAUUGUGCCUGGUGGAGUGCAGGAGACAUUUUAUAUGGAGCAUGGCACUGAGAUAGCAUUCCUCAAGUCGAGAAGAGGAUUUGUUCGAAUAGCCAUGGAGCUGGGUAAUCCCCUGGUUCCAGUUUUCUGCUUUGGUCAGUCAAAUGUUUACAAGUGGUGGAAACCAAGUGGGGAAUUGAUUUUGAAGUUUGCUAGAGUUAUCAAGUUCACCCCAGUUUUCUUCUGGGGAUUAUUUGGAAGUCCUGUACCGUACAGUCAUCCAAUGCACGUGGUGGUCGGAAAACCAAUUGAUGUCAAGAAGACUCCACAACCCAGCAUGGAAGAGGUGAAUGAAGUGCACGGUCAGUUUGUCGCAGCACUGCAGGAUCUUUUCGAACGGCACAAGGCACGGGUUGGACACGCUGAUCUCCAAUUGAAAAUUCUUUGAACAGAUCGUACGUACUCUAGCUAUGUACACCUAUACAUGCAGCUCCCUCUUCUCCGGUUUUUUUUUUUUUUUAAGGAAUUCUUAAUGAAACACUUCUGGUACUGUUCGCUUUUAACAUUAAGGACAUUUUUACCUUGAAAAGUCGUUCCUGGUACUAUUCACUUACACCUUUAUUUUAUCAUUUUGAUUAAAACUAAAGUUUUGAGGACUUUUCGUUAGUUUUUUUUUUUUCUAUUCAUUUUCUGGGAAAUUUAGCGAUAACACAUUGUAUUAACUAUAAAGUCAGAUUGUAAAAUCGCUCUUGAUGUCUUAGCUAGUAGUCAAAGCUGAUAGUCAAAACCUUCAUCUGGAGCAACAGAAAGUGGCA